AGGAGGGUCCCAGUCCUCACUGAGUGAGACUUGCCUGCUCCCCUGUGCCCUGUCCUCUCUGCUCUCCAGCAUGGUGUGUCUGUGUUUCCUUGGAGGCUCCUGGAUGACAGCUUUGACAUUGAUACUGAUGGUGCUGAGCCCUCCCUUGGCUUGGGCUAGGGACACCCCGCCUCAUUUCUUGUUGCUGUGUAAGUCCGAGUGUCAUUAUUCCAACGGGACGGAGCGGGUGCGGUUCCUGGAUCGGUAUUUCUACAACCGGGAGGAGUUCGUGCGCUUCGACAGCGACGUGGGGGAGUACCGGCCGGUGACGGAGCUGGGGCGGCCGGUCGCUGAGUACUUGAACAGCCGGAAGGACUUCAUGGAGGGGAGGCGGGCGGCGGUGGACGCGUUGUGCAGACACAACUACGGGGUGGGUGAGAGCUUCACGGUGCAGCGGCGAG
Messenger RNA from Odobenus rosmarus divergens (Pacific walrus), 440 nucleotides. Its product is annotated as DLA class II histocompatibility antigen, DR-1 beta chain-like. The annotation marks the transcript as partial. Gene Ontology annotation, biological process: immune response; positive regulation of T cell activation; antigen processing and presentation of exogenous peptide antigen via MHC class II. The transcript has 2 exons. Gene Ontology annotation, molecular function: MHC class II protein complex binding. The record is from RefSeq and is a predicted model, not a curated record. Gene Ontology annotation, cellular component: late endosome membrane; lysosomal membrane; MHC class II protein complex. Lineage: Eukaryota; Metazoa; Chordata; Mammalia; Carnivora; Odobenidae.